Gopherus flavomarginatus (Mexican gopher tortoise) is the source of this 1702-nucleotide messenger RNA. RefSeq names its product RNA binding protein, mRNA processing factor (gene RBPMS). Lineage: Eukaryota; Metazoa; Chordata; Testudines; Testudinidae. The transcript has 7 exons. Gene Ontology annotation, molecular function: mRNA binding. The record is from RefSeq and is a predicted model, not a curated record. Bases 73 to 678 code for a protein of 201 amino acids.
GCUCCUCAUGCUGCUGCCAGCGGCAGGGAGCAGCCUCUCCGCAGCCGGCUCCGUGCGCCCCGGGACGGCACCAUGAACAGCCUCCCCGCCGACAAGGAGAGCGGCGCGGCCGAGCCCGGCCUGCCCGAGGAGGAGGUCCGGACUCUCUUUGUGAGCGGCCUUCCCCUGGACAUCAAACCACGGGAGCUCUACCUGCUCUUCAGACCCUUCAAGGGUUAUGAAGGCUCUCUGAUAAAACUCACCUCUAAACAGCCUGUAGGCUUUGUCAGCUUUGACAGUCGCUCAGAAGCAGAAGCUGCUAAGAAUGCGCUGAAUGGAAUUCGCUUUGACCCCGAAAUUCCGCAAACGCUACGACUAGAAUUCGCCAAGGCAAACACCAAGAUGGCCAAGAGCAAGCUAGUGGGAACCCCGAACCCAAGCACUCCUCUCCCCAGCACGGUACCUCAGUUCAUUACCAGGGAGCAAUAUGAGCUCACAGUGCCUGCACUUUAUCCCAGUAGCCCUGAAGUGUGGGCGCCGUACCCUCUGUACCCAGCGGAGUUAGCACCUGCUCUACCUCCUCCUGCUUUCACCUAUCCCGCUUCAUUGCAUGCCCAGCUUGUGCAGCUAGAGGAGCUGGGGUUUGCUCAUCGUCUGCCCGUUUUUAUUCAGCAAUGCACUGGAGGUGGCUGCAAAUAGACAAGGGUUUUCUAGAUAAGUUCCACCGUACCUUUAAAGACUUUUGGUGCAAUCCCAUCAGUUUCACUGAGGCAAAACCCCUGUAGAGGUCAAUUAGAGCAGGAGCCGUCCAUUUAUUUACAAGUAACAGGUCACAGUGUGCAGCGCCUGAAUGAUCAGAAUCCAGUCCUGAAGCAGAGCUCGCCAGUGGAAUCUAGCUAAUCGGUAAAGCUAUCUCAGGAAUAUUCAGCCAGCUUUUAAUUACCUUAUUCAACUUUCUAAUUAAAGCUAAUUGGGAGAACAGUUGAGAACUUCGUAGUACGUUAUCUGGGGAUCUGAAAGCACUUUCUAAACAUUAAUUAAUUAACCCCGAUGAGGCAGAUUAGUAUUCUACCCCUUUUACAGCCUGGGAAGAUGUGUCACAGUGAGGGAGUGACAUGGCCAGUGGCUCACAGCACAGCAUUUCUACAGCACACAGUAAAGCCCUGGCUUGCAGCCCCCUGCUCCAGGGUUACCCAGAGGAUUCAGGGGGCCUGGGAUCUAAGGCAGCGGGGGGCCCCCACCACCGAAGAUGUGGCACUUCAGCAGCGGGUUCCGGAGCAGAAGGACCCCCCGCCGCCAAAUUGCCAAUGAUGACCCGGAGUGGAAGAAGCUCCGGGGGCCCAAGCCCCACGAGAGUUUUCCAGGGCGCCUGGAGCAAGUGAAGGACCCUGCUCCAGCGGCCCCGAAAAACUCUCGUGGGGGCCCCUGCGGGGUCCAGGGCCUGGAGCAAAUUGCCCCACUUGCCCCCCCCCCCGGCGACCCUGCCCUGCUCUGACUAGGCGACAAUGCUAAGAAGUUAAUCUCUGGAGCCAUGUAACAGAGAUGGAAACGAACCUUUUGUGGAGGAGAGCUGAAUCCAACAUUACUUGAAAUUGGGGUUGGGCAAACUCCUUUGCUUCAAAAACCAUCUUCAGAUUUGGGCAAAAGUCCAGAUUUUCAGAUACUAGUAUUUACGGGAAGAAAGCUGAUCAAUAUUACUGCAGAUACAUAGUUGUCUUGUGAA